ACACACCAUCUCUGACUCCAUCAUUAACUCUCCAUCCCAAAUCCAGUGUGCUCCGCAGUACUGUGUCUUUAAGUGAUUUCUGGAGGUAAGAGUCGGAAGGCAGAAGGGGUGCGCGCGCCCGUCCGUCCACUCCCGUGUGUGGACUCUCCAAAAAUGUGCUAAGAAUCACAAAAGCCGAAUCUCUUACGCUGGAAAUUAAACGCAACAGCUGUUCAUCUGUCGUAAGGAUGUAAACAAGAUCACUGGUGGAGCUUCCCCAUGCACCUGCAUCCCUUCCAUUCUGACUAUCUAGAAUGUUCCUGAAGACAGUUCCUCCGGCUGUGGCUAUUCAUUCAGAAUGGAGGUCCAGUAAGAGCUGCAGCCUGCCUCUCUAUUUCAAUGACAGUGCCUCCGACAGCGACCUUGCCUCAGUUAGUGGCACCCCGUUCCCACAGAAGAUCCAGAUGAUAAUUGAGAGCCUUCACAGUACCCAGUCUUCGGGCAUGAGUGAAAACGAGCAGGCUGAAAAGGCUGCUCAUUCCAGUCACGAGGCUGGCUACAAGGGUCAGAUGCGACUCAUGGACAUGUCGGCGAGAACCCGGCGAUCAGGGUCAGACGCUAAGCUGCAGAACAACAGGUCUGAUACUGGAGAUGAUUCAGAUAGUGAUGACUCUGUGGACAGAGGCAUUGAGGAGGCCAUACAGGAGUAUUUAAAGGAGAAGGUGGACCACAAGCGCAAAGGGGAUCCAGUGACAAGUUCACCCCCAGCGCCCAAACUUCAGCGAAGGGAACUAGAUGCUCCGAAACAACAGACACAUUCCAGCAGUGCUAAGGUGCUGACUGCUAGCAAUCAUAUCCAGAGACUCUCAAGCGGGAUGGUGGCCUUAAAAAAGAAAGUCAAAAAGAAGCAGCUGAGCAAAGAAAAUCCCUUUAAGAAAGCAGACGCGAGUAAAGUUUCGCCUUUAAAAAGUCUUCCUCCACCCAGAGCUAAAAAAGGAUCCUCCUCGUCUUCUGAGAUGGACAAGUCUCCACCGCGUCUGGUCAUUAAAGAGGAAGAGGAAUGGCUCGAUUCAAGCAGCGAUGAUGGAAUUGAAGAAGAGAUUCAGAGAUUUCAGCAGGAGAAAAAAGAAAAGCAGGAAGGUGAUAGAGAUGCACAGAGAUCUCCACAAAAAAUUAAGGACUCUGAUUCAAGCAGCGAUGAAGGUAUCGAGGAAGCCAUCCGUCGCUUCAAGGAGGAAAAACACAAGCAGAAGAAAAAUAAAAGUCUUCUCAAACCUGCCCAACUUGUGCCUGCACAUCGUAGCAAACCAGCCGUUGCUUCUCCAGAACGCAUAAGCACCCAACCACUCAAAGUGCUGUCUAAGAAGAACAACAUAAAGAAAUUGUCAACCAAUAAGUCAACUAAUCUCCCAACACCACUGUCCGUAAGCCACUUUCUGAACAAGUGUACAUCACAGCCCGCUAAAGCAAAAACCUUUACAGCUUCCCCAAUAAACCCAAAACAAGCCCAGACAGAACAUCAGAUCCACUCCAGUCUGAAGGUCAACACUGCUGAACUAAUGUGCGCAGAGGCCAUUCUGGACAUCUCCAAAACUGUCAUGCCUGAAGUGUUUGAGUCCAGCUUAAGCAUUGCUAAUAGAAAUUUGCUUCCGAUGCCAGCGAUCACCCCUGUUGCACCUCCUGAAGAUAAAAGCGAUGAGAGCUCCAUUGACAGUGAGGACGGCAUUGAACAAGAGAUAAGGAAAUUUUUGGAGCAUAAAGCAAUGAUGAACAAAGAGCUUCCAGCAACAGCAGGCGCACCUCCACCAGCUUCAGAAGAUCCCUCAUCGAGUAAAGAGCCAAAGAAGAAGCUGAAAGAAAUCCAACCGAAUAAAGGAGUCCGACUCUCCUUGUCAAAAAAGCGCAAGUUCAAAGAGGAACAAUGCAAACUUUCCAGAGAUCAAGACAUGGUUUUGAAUGUUAAAGAGGAGCCUCCUGGGACACCUCUGAUCCACAGUGACUCCACCAGACUUGAACUUUCUACCACUCCCACUGCGAUUUCACAUUCAAGUAGUGUGAAAAAUAGCAAACUGAAACAGAACUCUCCUCCUCGCAAGGGUGCAGAUCAUGUAACUAAAGACAACGUUUCCUCUUGUAGUGCAUCCAGCCCAAAGGCUGCGAUCGGCUCUGAGAGAAACGACAGCAGUGACAAAAGCAGCUCCUUGGACAGUGACGAGGAUUUAGAUGCAGCAAUUAAAGACCUACUCAAGACGAAGAAAAAAGUCAAGAAGAAGGUAAGGGACUUGAAGGCGAGAAAAAGUGACAAACCUUUUGAGGCGUCAUCUUUGGAUGCCAUAAAAAAGCAGAAGCCUUUAACCGAGCAGAAGUGUAUCCCACUCAACAGGCUUGUUAAAUCUAGCAUCUUGAAAGGUGGGAAAGAAUCCCUGAACAUUCAGGCUAAAAAUGACAAGGUGCCUAAAAGCAAACCAGCUAAAGGCAAAUGUGAGGUUCAAAACUUCAAGCCUUCUAAAAGCUUUGCGCAGACUGACAAGGUGACCGGGAAUGGAGGGAUUUCCUCAGCCCCAGGUGGAGACACACUUUCACCAAGUCUGCAUGCAGAUGACGACAGUGAUGUGGACAGCGAUGACAGCAUUGAGCGAGAGAUCAGGAGAUUUCUAGCUGAAAGAGCUAAGGUGUCCGCACCUGUAACCACAAACAUUAAAAGUGAGGAGAAGGGCAUCAACUCCUCAUCUGCAGAGACUGAGGAAAAUCCAGAUCUUCAAAAGACUCAAACUGAAACUCCAGUAUCUGCUGCGACAUCAACCUCCGGGAGACUCUGGAAGACUGAACUCACAGGUACGUCCACAAAAUCUACAGAAACACCUGCAGAACUCAACAAGGGACCAGUCCUGACACCAGGCAGCUCUUGCAUAAUGGGAUUCAGGAGGACUGAAAGUCAAAAACCUGAGAACUCUGCUCCAAGAGAUCCAACGAAUGGCAGCUGCCAGACAGGCAAGGACACUCCGACAGGUCAUGUCAUCAAACCUAAUUCCUUCACACCACCAUGUGUGAACUCAGAAACUGCUCGGCCGUUGGGUCACCAGCACCAGAACCUGUUCCUGAUGAGGCCUGUUAACAACAGAAUGAGUGAAUCUUCCUCAAGAAACAGUAAUGACAUUCCCAUCAGCCACCAGAGUAGAUCAGCCCCAAGGAUACCUUUGAGGGAAGUCAUUACUUCCCUUUGUCCCUCGCCUCUCUCGAAAACUCAGAUUAAUUCCCCUGCUGUUGACCUUUCAACCUCUGUACCUCCGUUGAGCAGGACAGAGGGCGUUUACAUGCAUAACCGCCUGAAAAGGGACCGACAUUUCUCUGAUAGACCACACAUAUCCUUCAGCACCUCACAUCUGUGCCAGCCCUCGCCAGAACUGCAGUCCCACCAGGGCGUUAGUGUAAUUCAGGUUCAACGGGACCAGGCUGUGUUAUUUCAGGCUACGAAUCGCCUGCAGGUCAGCCAAACUGAGGUCACUGCAAGUUUAGGAGAAACACAAAGGGAGGGAGGAAGUGUUAGCAAGGAAGAUGAGGAAGAGAAAUGUAUUGAUGAGACAGAUGUAGAGUCAGAUGAGGAAAGGAAAGAUCAGAAGACAAAAGACACGAGCAAGCAGACCAAUAAUCAGUGAGUACCUAUAUUUGUUCUUUCCAAAUACACACACAUAUCAGUGAUCGGGAUGGGGGGAAUCCCAAUGCAUAUCCAUGCUGUUGAUCCAUCUAAGAUGCAAAAAACUUUCUGAACAAAUUGUCUUUGAUUGAGGUGAUUUAAUGAGUGUGUUGGUCAUUAGUUCGGAUGGAUUUAUUGAUGACCCACAGGUAUUUUGAAAGAUCUUUCCAAACAUUCAGCCGAAAUUUUCCUUCGGCGUUAAACAUUAGCUGAUUAUUUUAGCAUUAGCCUGACGGACUGCGGCGCUGGAGUUCAUCCUGCAUUAUCAUCAUUUCUGUCUUUUUGUACUGUAUUGUUUAGGUUCCAAGGGACGUCAUGUAGGAGUCUUUAAGUGUACCACAUCCUCUCUUUUUUUUUUGUAUGUUUGUACAUUUAUAAAUAUAUUUAAAAGCAGACGCGAUGUCAUAAAAAGAGAUUAAACUUGUUUAUUGUU
Danio rerio (zebrafish) is the source of this 4106-nucleotide messenger RNA. NCBI's taxonomy places the organism in Eukaryota, Metazoa, Chordata, Actinopteri, Cypriniformes, Danionidae. The record is from RefSeq and is a predicted model, not a curated record.